Molecule: messenger RNA, 1584 nt
Organism: Pungitius pungitius (ninespine stickleback)
Lineage: Eukaryota; Metazoa; Chordata; Actinopteri; Perciformes; Gasterosteidae
Product: T-cell surface glycoprotein CD4-like
Exons: 9
Coding region: 161-1087 (308 amino acids)
Biological process (GO): T cell activation; interleukin-15-mediated signaling pathway; positive regulation of ERK1 and ERK2 cascade
Cellular component (GO): membrane raft; external side of plasma membrane
Molecular function (GO): MHC class II protein binding; protein tyrosine kinase binding
Source: RefSeq, a predicted model, not a curated record
AUAGGCCCACGACGUCGAAGAUCGCGUUCCUUCACGUCUUCCGCCUUUUUACACUUUCUGUAUCCUUGUGCUUUGGUUUUUGAUAAAGUGAGCACCGAGAGGACGAGGAAAGCCUUCAGUUACAACGACACUGCUUCAAAAUUAAGAUCCGUCAUUUAAAAUGAAAACAAUCGUGUUGUUUGGGUUUGCGCUUGGUGCACUUUGUGCCGCAAGCAAAACAGUUCUCAUAAAUCCCGGGGAGAAGGUCACCUUGGAGUGUGGGGUCGACACCUUCACUUCCCUGCUGGAGUGGCAUCAUAGAGACGACCUGAUAUACCAAGUUCAUGGGCAGUCCGGCUUCCGUCGCAAAGGGAAAGUUGAUAUUGUCCAAAGGGCGAAGUUGAAGAUGAAUACAAAGCUAGAGAUCGAUAAAGUGAAGGAACAAGAUGCCGGAAAGUUCUUUUGCAAAGCAGAUCAGCAACGUCGAGAACAAACACUUCUUGUGGUCACAGUCCGGGUCAGCCCACACAAUGACCUCCAGCUGGGCAGUGAGGCCACGCUCCACUGUGGGGUAAAGGGUCCCGACCGAGACCCUGCAGUGCAGUGGGUGAGACCAGAUGGAAGUCCACACUCAGGGUCACUCAAAUCUGUCGACCACUCCGAUGCAGGGACCUGGGGGUGUACGUUCUCCCACGACGGGGACCCGUACAGAUGGAACCUGACCAUCAAAAUUAAAGAACCUGCUCCUGAAGUUGCACCAUCCCCUUCCCGAAGCCCAACGGACGACGUGCGGCCAACCUGCCCCGACUGCGUUCGCUCGGCUGUCACUCCCCCUGCACCUGGGAGUCCGCUGGGCCUCAGCUGGUGGGUUUGGGUCGCCGUUGGACUAGGCUUCCUGGUUAUGGUUCUCCUCGUGGUCAUCGUCAUUGUCCUGUGCAACAGGAUCAAAAGAAAGAAGAGAAAAUUUCAAACGAUGAAGAAUGGACAGCAACUGAAGCCGAAGAAGUACUGCCAGUGUAACUGCCCAGCAGCUGCAGCAAAAACGCGGCAAGGACGCCGGCGAGAGAAGCAACCAGCUCCCCCUCUGCAACCCCUGCUAAUGCUGUGACAUGAAAGACAGAUCGAAAGAAAGGAAAGACAAACAUGAAGAGAGAGAGAGAGAUUGAGAGGAAGGGGCAGGGAGAAAUAGAUAAAGAGAGAGAAUGAAAAAGAACCCUUGUGUGAAUGCGUCAUGAAUGUAAAUUUGCUUUUUUUAAUGCUCAAGAUGAAAAUCAAAAUCAAAUGUAAUGAUGUGGGUGCUUUGAACUUUUUCACCAAAUUUAACCAGGGAACUAAAUGCAAAUAUGCUCCUCCACUGCAAGAGAGGACAACAUCAGUGUGUGCUUAUUUUUGUCAUUUAUGCCUCAUGUUAACUUGUAAAGAAUACACAACGUCUUUGUGCUAUCCAUUGAAAAAUAAAUUCUUCUCUUGUGUUAAUGUGUAUUUGGUAGAUGCCAAAAUAUGUCCAUGUGUACUGUUUUUCCAUGAUGGGUAAAUUCAAGAUUAGAGAACUGCAUUGAUGUUGUGUCUAGUUUUCCUCUUUCAAUAAACACAAAAGCAAAUUGG